CCUCCCUCCCCGGUUGGUGAUUACUGAUGGCCCUCAGCUGGUCCGCACUCUGAUAAGCUCCGCUCCCCGCCCCUCCGCUCAUACUCAGCACAGGGAUGGCGGGGUUCCUGUACUCCCCGUACAGCGCUUACCAGCACUACGCUCCCCCGGCUCCGCAGCCUCCCGCCCGGAACAAGCAGGCCAGCUGGAAGUCCGGGAAGAGCGCGGAGCCCACCGACUACCUGGACAACCUACAGAGAGCCCAGCUGAAAGCCAUUUUGUCCCAGGUGAACCCCAACCUCACCCCCCGCCUGCGCCGGGCCAACACUAAAGAGGUAGGGGUGCAGGUGAACCCGCGGGUGGACACCGGAGUACAGUGCUCUCUGGGGCCCCGCACCCUCCGGAGACCCCCUCCUCCACCCCCGCCGCCCGAGGCUGUGCGAUUCACCCGCCCUCUGGCCGUCUAUUCCCCGGUACUGGAGCGCCGCCUCCUCUCUCUGCGUCCAACCGACUUCAAGAACAGCCAGAACGAGGAGCGUGGGGAGGAGCAAGAUGAGAGGGAGGCGGAGCAAGAGGCUGAACCGAGCGUGGAGAAGAGCGGAGACGACCACGAGGAGCUCAAAAGAUCCGCCUUCCAGUUCUUGGAACAAAAAUAUGGUUAUUUCCACUGCAAAGACUGUAAAACGCGAUGGGAGAGUGCAUAUGUCUGGUGCAUUUCUGGAAGCAACAAGGUUUAUUUUAAACAGCUAUGCCGAAAAUGCCAGACGGGUUACAAUCCUUACAGAGUGGAAGAGAUUCAGUGUCAGGCUUGUUCAAAGACGCGUUGCUCCUGUCCUCAAAAGAAAAGACACAUAGAUCUGAAGAGGCCUCACCGCCAGGAACUGUGUGGUCGCUGCAAAAAUAAAAGGCUCUCUUGUGACAACACUUACAGCUUUAAAUAUAUAGUCUGAUGUAGAGUGGCGCAUAGUAUUAUGACUGAAGAGCACUUUGUGGAGAUGGCACUGAAUCCUGGUUUUUGACCCCGGCACUGGAUAAUGGACUGAUUUUGUAUCUGUCUUGUAGUUUGUCAAUAUUUUGUAUACUAUGUAAAUAAAGUCUUUGACAGUAUAUUAAGAUUUUGA
Rana temporaria (common frog) is the source of this 1100-nucleotide messenger RNA. It is a transcript of the gene ZAR1L, whose product is annotated as zygote arrest 1 like. The transcript is spliced from 4 exons. Gene Ontology annotation, molecular function: mRNA base-pairing post-transcriptional repressor activity. Gene Ontology annotation, biological process: translation. The record is from RefSeq and is a predicted model, not a curated record. NCBI's taxonomy places the organism in Eukaryota, Metazoa, Chordata, Amphibia, Anura, Ranidae. Bases 96 to 929 code for a protein of 277 amino acids. Gene Ontology annotation, cellular component: cytoplasm.